AUGUGUGGUAUAUUCGCAUAUUCCAAUUAUUUAUUAGCAAAAGACAGAAAAGAAAUAAUUGAUACACUUAUCAGUGGCUUGGCUCGUCUGGAGUAUCGUGGGUAUGACUCAGCAGGACUAGCAGUAGAUGCCGAUGAUCCUAACGAAGUCUUAGUGUAUAAACAAGUUGGAAAAGUUGGUGCUUUAAAAAAAUUUGCUUCAGAGCAACAAGUUGAUUUUGAAAAACAAUUUGUAAAUCAUUGUGGUAUGGCUCAUACUCGUUGGGCUACUCACGGUGAACCCUCUACAACAAACUCUCAUCCUCACAGAUCUGAUGUAAAGGGUGAAUUCACCGUAGUUCAUAAUGGUAUCAUUACAAAUUACAAAGAACUUAAAUUAGUUCUUGAAAAAAAAGGUUACAAGUUUGAAUCUGAAACUGACACUGAAGCUGUUGCAAAACUCGCUAAAUAUUUAUAUGAUUCUCAAAAGGCUAAUCAAAAUUUAAGUUUUACUUCUCUUGUUAAAGGAGCAUUCGCUUUAAUCUUUAAAAGUGUUCAUUUUCCAAAUGAAAUAGUUGCAACACGCCAUGACAAAGUUGUUGAUACCAAUUUAUUAACAGCUCCAACUGAUGGUCAUCCUAAACUCAGACGUAGUCAAUCACGUGCUUUUCUUAGUGAAGAUGGUUUCCCUCAACCCAUUGAAUAUUUUCUUGCAUCUGAUCCUUCUGCAAUUGUUGAGCAUACAAAAAGAGUUCUUUAUUUAGAAGAUGAUGAUAUAGGACAUAUGAGUGAAGGAGAAUUACAUAUUCAUCGUUUAAGAAGCGAUGAUGGAAUAUCAGCCGUUCGUUCCAUUCAAACUUUGGAGAUUGAACUUGCAGAGAUUAUGAAAGGAUCCUUUGAUCAUUUUAUGCAAAAGGAAAUUUUUGAACAACCUGAAUCUGUAGUGAAUACUAUGCGUGGUCGUGUUAACUUUGAUAAGCAUGAGGUGACGCUUGGUGGUCUUAAAUCCUAUCUAGCAACUAUUAGACGUUGUAGACGUAUAGUUUUCUGUGCAUGUGGUACAAGUUAUCACUCUUGUGUGGCUACACGUGCAAUUUUUGAAGAAUUAACUGAAAUUCCUAUUUCUGUGGAAUUGGCCAGUGAUUUCUUGGAUAGGAAAACUCCAAUCUUUAGAGACGAUGUUUGUGUAUUUGUUUCACAGUCCGGUGAAACUGCUCACAGAAUUCCUGCAUUAAGGUAUUGUCUUGAACGUGGAGCUUUAUGCUUAGGUAUUACAAACACUGUUGGCUCUACCAUUUCACGCGAAACACAUUGUGGUGUUCAUAUCAAUGCAGGUCCUGAAAUCGGUGUUGCUUCUACAAAAGCUUAUACAUCCCAAUAUAUUUCAUUGGUCAUGAUGGCCAUCCAAUUGAGUGAGGACAGAUCAUCAAUGACACAAAGACGCAAAGAUAUCAUUGAUGAUCUUAGCAAAUUACCACAACAUAUCAGAGAAGUACUUAACCUUGAUAAAGGAUUAGAACGACUUGCAAAAGAAGUUUUAUACAAGGAAAAAAGUCUUUUAAUCAUGGGUCGUGGUUAUCAACAUGCUACAUGUCUUGAAGGUGCCUUGAAGAUUAAAGAAGUUUCUUAUAUGCAUUCUGAAGGUAUUUUGGCCGGUGAAUUGAAACAUGGUCCUUUAGCACUUAUUGAUGAGAAUAUGCCAGUUAUUCUUAUCAUGACAAAAGAUUCAUUGUAUCCAAAAGUACAAAGUGCUCUUGAACAAGUAUCGGCUCGUAAAG
Molecule: messenger RNA, 1756 nt
Organism: Entrophospora sp. SA101
Lineage: Eukaryota; Fungi; Glomeromycota; Glomeromycetes; Entrophosporales; Entrophosporaceae
Source: the annotation of a GenBank genome assembly